Apis florea (little honeybee) is the source of this 1073-nucleotide messenger RNA. RefSeq names its product TATA-box binding protein associated factor 12 (gene Taf12). Gene Ontology annotation, cellular component: transcription factor TFIID complex; SAGA complex. Gene Ontology annotation, biological process: DNA-templated transcription initiation; RNA polymerase II preinitiation complex assembly. Lineage: Eukaryota; Metazoa; Arthropoda; Insecta; Hymenoptera; Apidae. The record is from RefSeq and is a predicted model, not a curated record. Gene Ontology annotation, molecular function: protein heterodimerization activity; TBP-class protein binding; DNA binding.
UUAGAACAAUGCAAACUAUAUCUAUAAAACAGAAUAUAAAAGAUUAAAUUCUAAGUAACUUAAAUAUUCUUAAUCAAUCUAAGUUAUGAUUAUGUGAUUAACGUGUAAAAACUUGGAAAUAAAAACGCAAAGAUUUUGCAAAAGAAUCGCGCAAGAAGAUUCUACGAAACGAUUUGCUUGUUCUUAUGUAUUCCCAAACUUGUUUCAAGAGAAAAAUUGGGCCACGGUAUAAUUUCUCUUUUGUUCACAAUAUUGCGACGCUUAUCGCCAAGUGUCAAUUAAUUCUAGUUUAGAUUUUUAAAUUACAAUAAAUGUCUUAAAUCAUGACUACAAUAAAUGUCUUAAGUCAAGAUGUUGCCAUGACAUCACAACAAUCUCAAACACAAUCGCAACAGACACAAUUUGUAUCACAACCUUCAAAGCAGCAAGUAGUACAACAAGCUUCUACUCAACAACAACAACCACAACAACAACAAAGUUCCUUCAAUGAUUUCCCACAAUUUUUAACUAAAACAAGAUUGCAAGAUCUUGUGAAAGAAGUAGAUCCUACUGAACAAUUAGAUGAAGAAGUAGAAGAAAUGUUAUUGCAAUUAGCAGAUGAUUUUGUAGAAACAACUGUCAAUGCUGCAUGUUUGUUAGCCAAACAUCGUCAUGCAAAUACUGUAGAAGUAAAAGAUGUACAAUUACAUUUAGAAGAAAUUGGAAUAUGUGGAUUCCUGGUUUUGGUACAGAUGAAGUACGUCCAUAUAAACGUGCAACAGUUACUGAAGCACAUAAACAAAGAUUGGCACUUAUACGAAAAUCAAUUAAAAAAUAUUAACUUUUCUGUACAUUUCAUUCUGUGUUAUUAUUUUAUCUUUAACUAACAAUUCUUUUACAUGUAGUAUAAUUUAUGAUAACAUACAUAAUUAAUAUUUGUAAAAGAAUUAUAAUUAUAUAUAUAUAUAUAUAUAUACAUAAUUAUAUGAUUAUAUAUACUUUUUGUAAUGUACAUAAUUUUAAGUCUAAUAUGUCUUUAAGCAAUAACUAAAAUUUUUCUUGAAUAAAUUUAUAAUUACUUUAUAUAUGAUUUA